This is a messenger RNA of Naegleria fowleri, 2595 nucleotides long. RefSeq lists its product as uncharacterized. NCBI's taxonomy places the organism in Eukaryota, Heterolobosea, Eutetramitea, Acrasida, Naegleriidae. The record is from RefSeq and is a predicted model, not a curated record. Bases 1 to 2595 code for a protein of 864 amino acids. The transcript is spliced from 2 exons.
AUGGGUAAAACUUUAGAGAUUCAAGAACACCUUCCUGCACUUCAUUCUUUACAUACCUAUCAAUACGAAGGCGAUCAAUAUUAUUCUGCCGAUGAAAUUGUUGGAUCGUUCUUUAAAAAGGAGAAAAAUCAAAAAAUCUGCAAUAUUAUCGAAAGAAGCUAUGGCAAACACAUCACGAUCAAUAAUUGCCAACAGCAAGAGCUUGGGUUUCCAAAGGUAAAAAAGUCCGCAAUUUUGUUAAGCUUGGCAGCCGUUAUUGGAACUCUGUUAAAGUUGUCGAAGAAAGAUCAUCAUGAUUUAUUAAUUCAACACCUGUUCCAAACGCAUCCCAAUCACAACAGUGAUCACUAUGAUACACGUAUGGAUGACGAUGAAUUAUUUGAUAAUUCAAUGGAAGAAAUUUUCAACCAGCCUCAAGUCGAGGACCAAGAUGAAGCUUUCAAUCAAUUGGUUGCUGAUGCUGCAUCCUAUUUUGUUGACGAGAACUCUAAUGAAAAUGAUGAUGAUAUUCAUGAAAAUAAUAUUAUAGUAGAAGCUUCUGAUAUAAUUAAUGAUGCAAGUCAGCAACAUGAACUUAAUAUAACCUCUCAAGAUUACUCUCAAACAGUAGAUAGUAUGGAAAAAGCAAACACUGAUCCUAACCUUUCUCAACAGUGGAACGAUCAAUGGAACGCUUCUCAAAAUUGUAUACAAUAUUCUGGGCUUAACCUCAACAGCAAUCACAGCCUCAACAAUUCCCAACACAACCAAUUUACUCAACAAUAUAAUAUUGAACAAUGGGAAAAUUGUUAUACAACUGAUACCGCUUUACAAUCCAAUACAUGUGACUCAUUCAACCGUUCUCAAGCACAAUCUGAUAAUGAUCAACAAGUAGAAUUGAAAUAUUGGGAAUGUGCUUGUUGUAAACAUCAAAAAGUCCAAGCAUGUCCUCACAAAUACCCUGAUAUUCAAUCAAAUCAAGACAAUUACAACCGUGGAGCGAAAGAUCGAGCAAAAGAAAUAGUGUCUAUAUUUGAGAAAAUGUUAGGUACUUUAGGACAUGAUGUACAUGCAUGGCUUGAAUGUUAUCUUCAAACUGAUGAAGGUAUUAAAACAGUAAUCCAAGAAUUAGAGCAAAAUAUUAGAUACAGCCAUCGUUAUCAAAAACUGAAAGAAUAUCUAAUUGAAAAGAAAGAUGUAACUAUUGUGCAAUAUUGGCAAGAUAAUAACUUGAUUUCUGAUGUUACAUAUCAUAACUUACGAAAAGAAGUCAAUUUAAUGACAUUACUCCCGACAAGGAAAGAGAUGACAACAUCGAAACAAUCACUAAAUGAACAAGUUGAGAAAACUUUCAAAUUACGAUGUCCAAGUUCAAACUACAUUGGAUAUAUUAUAGACUUAGAUCAAGCCAUAUUUUAUAUUCUGAAGCUAUGUAUGUCAUUAGGGAAAAAAUUACCCAAGAAAAUAUUUUUUAAAAUUGGGGUAGAUGAUAGAGAAAUUAAUGGAGUUAAACAAGUUGCAAUUGCAUUGGUUCCACUCAAUUUAAGAGAUGUGUUUCCAUCGCAGGCUGUUUAUUCUGUGUUUUAUAUUGGGUUAUUUCAGAUGAAGGAAACAAAAAAAAGUAUCAAAGAAACAAUUGGAACGCUUCACGAUGAGAUUGAGCGUGUUUUGCAAAAACAAUAUUUUGGGAAGCAUCAAGUUUGCCUUUUUUAUGUUUCAGACAUGCAUAAUGUAGGCAUAACGUUCUCAUUUGAUUUAUGUCCCUAUUGUAUGGCUCAAACUAUUGUAGAUUUUGCAUCAACUCCACGCGACUCUCUUGAUGGCCAGUUACCUUUUUCUCCUUCACAAACAAUACUAUGUGCUUUUCAUAUCAAACAGAGGCUAGUAGAAAAUGUUAUUGGUUAUAUGGCAUCAACAACUUACAAAUAUGAGAUUCAGAAAAAUAUACAAACAUUACAUGGAUUGGAAACAUUUAAUUGGAAAGAGUUCCACGAACGAGUAUCGAAUUAUGGAAUUUCUCAAACCUCAGCACGAUCAUCAACCAAGUCAUGUAUGCUGUCGGGAGAUCAUUAUAACACUAUUUUACAAAAUAUUGAGAAAGUUAUUGAUAAUAUUGAACCAAGCACCAAACAAAAAUAUUUACAAAUUCUGAAAUUGUUGCGAAAUAUUAUCAUUAUUAUUGAAAUGCAUCAAGAUAACGAAAAUAAUGACAAUGUAUUGACAGCAAAUAAGAUUGCGGAAUUGGAUAAACUGAUAAUGCAAUUCUUAGUUGCGUGUUUUUCAAUAUGGACUCAAGGAAUUAAAGCUCAUUAUUUCCAUUUUAUAAUUCAUGUACCCUCAAUAAUGAGCUCUCUUUUCAAAGAAAAAUUAUCACUCUCGAUUUUGAGUAACCAGGGAUUCGAACGGUCUCAUUUAUUUCACCAUGCAGUGUUUAAUCGAAUUAUUAACAAUGAAAGAGGUCGUAUUCAAAUACACCCAACCAAACAAUUGCUAUUGUGGCAAUGGCGAAAGGUAUUAGUCGCAAUUGACUUGAAGGAAAAAAUAGGAGAAACAUAUUGGCAUGAAAAACGUUUAAAAAAGCUUUAUUCUUGGAAUGCAAAUCAUGUCAAACCAUAA